Molecule: messenger RNA, 885 nt
Organism: Beauveria bassiana ARSEF 2860
Lineage: Eukaryota; Fungi; Ascomycota; Sordariomycetes; Hypocreales; Cordycipitaceae
Product: Yip1 domain-containing protein
Exons: 3
Coding region: 1-885 (294 amino acids)
Biological process (GO): endoplasmic reticulum to Golgi vesicle-mediated transport
Cellular component (GO): trans-Golgi network; membrane
Source: RefSeq, a predicted model, not a curated record
AUGUCCACUACCAAGGGACAUUACACGAACCCAACCGUCGACGACGACGACCUGAUCGAUCCUGAUGAUGCCGACCUCAACGACUUUGAUGACCCCCUGGCGCCUUCCAGCUCCCGCGCGCCACUGACAGGCAACAUUGGCUCCUCAUCACGGCCGCUCGACGAGAACUACUUGACUGCACGCAUCCCCGGCGAAGAUCGAAGCGCUUCACAAAACACCAUCGACGAGACCGUUUGGGAAACGUUGCGCCGCGACCUGCUGGCCGUGUGGGCCAAGCUGCGAGAAGUGCUGUACCCGCGCUACCUCCUGGGCGGCACCAUGUUUGACGGCGAGGGCGGCUUCCGCGGCGCAUACUCGAACAUCCGUGGCGCCGGGCUCUCGGGUACGCGAGAAGAGCUCACGGGCCUGGCAAGCCGCGUCAUGGACCCCGAGGCGCUGCUCGGCAGCUCACUAAGCCCUGGCCUGCGCGACUGGGACCUCUGGGGCCCUCUCAUCUUCUGUCUGUUGCUGAGCCUCCUGCUGAGCUUUUCGGCUCGCGCCGAGCAAAAAGACGCCGUAUUCAGCGGCGUAUUUGCCAUGAUUUGGCUCGGAGAGGCCCUUGUCACACUUCAGAUUAGGCUACUCGGUGGAAGCAUUUCUUUUGCGCAAAGCGUGUGCAUCAUCGGUUACACGCUAUUCCCGCUUGUCAUCGCAGCGCUCCUGUCCGCUCUUCACUUGCACUGGAUCCCUCGCAUUCCAAUCUUCAUCGUCCUUAUACUGUGGUCUCUGGCGGCCGGUGUUAGCAUUUUGGGUGGCAGUGGUGUUGUCCAGAAUCGCUUGGCCAUCGCUCUCUACCCUCUGUUCAUAUUCUAUGUCGGAUUGGGUGCCUUGUGCUUCAUGAGCUAG